AGACAAGCGACAAAUAUGGUAGAUUGUUGAUAAUUGAUAAUGACAGAAAUAAUAUUGGUGAAAUAAAACAGAAAUAACCAGAAACCAGUCGAUGUGUUGAUGUGAAAAUUCACAAGGUAUUUUCCAAACAACUGGUGACGAAGUUAAAAUCAACUGCUAACAAAAUGGACUCUUUGGUUACCCUGAUUGUGAAAGCUCCCAAUCAACAAAUUGAAGAUCAGACAAUAAAGUGCGAACCAUCAUGGACAAUUCAAAAAUUAAAACAACACUUAUCGGAGGUUUAUCCUAGUAGGCCUCCGAAACACGAACAGAAACUAAUAUACUCCGGUCAACUACUGAGUGAUUCAGUAACUCUGAAAGAUGUCCUUCGGCAGUUUGAAGGACAAGAAACUCACACUGUUCACCUUGUGUGUUCCUCGAAAUAUACGAAGGACAUCCAAGACCAACCGCCAGUAUCUCAAGCUAGUACACCAAAUAAUACCAACCAACAGACGAAUACACCUUCACAGAGUCAAGAAACCACGCCCACGGUUACAGCAGACCAAAAUAUACCCAAUGUUCCUCCCAACAUGGCCUGGUUCAACAUGAAUAACCCUCCGAUGACCCCCAUGGAUCCCAACCAGUAUGCCCUACAACUAGCCUGGAUGCAGCAGGCAUACUUUCAGUACAUGACACAGUAUAUGCAACUUGCUGCAAACUCUUUUGCUGCGAAUCCUCAGCAAAUACCGAUCAACGGCGACAUUCCUGGCCAGAUACCCCCCAAUCAAGCGGAACAACCCCCUGCAGUACCAGAAGCGCCCCCUGCUGCAGUCCGAGAUCCUGAAAAUGCGGAAAGGGACUGGUUAGACAUUUUCUACCUGCUGAGCAGAUUGAUGGUUCUAUUCAGUGUGGUUUACUUUUACUCCAGUCCGCUGCGGUUCCUUUUCGUUUUAAUACUGGGCAUCAGUUUGUACUUAUACCAGAUCGGUUUCUUUAGGAACAUAAACAACAAUAAUAAUAACAACAACAACGGCCCCCCCGAGCAAGUCCAGGAGGAGGAGCAAGCUCCUUCACGGUUCACACUCGUGUGGACUUUUUUCUCGACCUUCUUCGCUUCUUUGAUACCGGAAAUUCCGAAUGCUCUUUAGUAGAUAUCCUCGGGAUCAAUUUUAUAAUUGAUUUAGGGUGUUUUUGUUACGGAGAUAUUAGUAUGUGAAAUUUAUCUGAUGUAUCGAAAAUAUACUGUUGUUUUUUGCGAACCGAUCGCUUCAUUGGAUGUUGGAUCGUAUAGGGAAGUAGAUGAAACGUGGGUGUAAUAUUUGUCAAGUGACUUGUAUGUCAUGAAAAUACUCCAGUGUUAGCAAUCUCGAACAGGUUAGGUACAAUUAGGGAGUCUGCUUAAGAUCUACAGGAAGCAGGAUUUUUCAGAUAUAAAGUAUUUUGUCCUGUUCAAUUGUAUUAUAUUUCAUGUUCAACUAAAACUCUUCGGUAGAUUCAAACCUAUUUUUUCAGACCUUUGUCAUGAAGUUUUGCGUAAGUCUCUCAUAAUAUACUGAGGUAGUAUAGGAAUACUUUUCUUCAUCAAACAGUUCACCGAAAUUAUAUCUUGUUAUACUAUAAUUCUCUGGUGAAUUAUAAGAAGUCGGUGAAAUGCAAAAUUUUACUACCAUAGUAAUAUGACAUUUCUAGAAUUUUAUGAUGAUUUAGAAAAGGCACAUUUCAAAAUACGAUACAAGUAUUACUUUCAUCAAACAUGUAAUUUUGUAAACCAUUCUUUGGUAAAUGUUUGGAAUCUUUUUGAAGAUGAAGAAAUCAUCAACAGUAUUGUUCUUCACAACCAGGUUAUGAAAUGGCAAAAAAUUUUGGAGGCCAUAUUUGUGACAUCAUUGGAGGGAAUAAAAGUAGGAAAACUGGUAAAGGGAAAUGUUCGCAAUAUGUUUUCAACAGUUUAUUCAGAUAGAAAGCUUUCAGCAGGGCUUCAUAUGUAGGAGCCGUACCAUUAAAUUUAUCUAAAAGUCACUUGUUUAAAGGUGAACAGAACAUGUUCUAACAGUCGAACUUGGAAUUAAAUCACCAAAAUGACCAUAUAAUCAAUCCAUUUUUGAUUAACUAAAACAUCGUUAGGAAACCUAUUUAAACUCACUUUUCACUGCAAAUGUAAGUCACAAGAUUGUUUUUACAAUUGUUCAGACAAGUUAAAUGUCCAGGCACUUUUUAAAACUAUACUAGAUGCUUAAUGAAACUGAUAAAUUGAAUGAAUUCGUAAGCCACUAUAUAAUAACCUUACUUAUUUAAUGGUAUAAUAGCACGGCGUGAAUUGAGUUUUUGCCCAGUUACACUAUCCGCAUCUCUUUGUGGUAACAUUUUUUCAAACUGAAUACUCCCACAGGUGAAAUAUCAAAAAAAGUUGAGAAAAAAAUUAUUUUUUGACAUAUGAACAUGAGACCUAAUAUGUCUUGUUUAUUUUUUUGUAAGGCUAUCCUGUAUAUUAUGAGAGAUACGAAGUUCAGAGGAAAACACAAAUCAAAAUUGUGCAAUUGCAGAUCAAAAUUAAAAUAAAGGAGUUGAAAAAAAAUUAUGUUACAAACAAUUAUCGUUUCUCAAAUUUAUAGUAAAUCAAGUGAAUACUGAUAUGGUUAGUAUGGAUCCUGCCACCUUUUUUUUUCAGUCUCAUCCGGAACUUAGUCUCUGCUAGAAUCAACAUCUGGUAAAAGUCUCCUAGUAAUUCAUUUCGAGACACUUUAAAUCUCCCCUAAUUGAUAUAAAACAAUAUUCACAUUUCUGAAUGUGUCCUUUGUUAUUUAUUGUUCUCUUCACUUGUUCCGUACUACAUUAACAUUUUUAGGUACUUAUUGUAUUAAAAAAAAUUGUUGCUUUUUUUAUAUCUUCACUCGGAGAUCUGUGAAUUGAAUGUAUACUCUCAUUAUACGCAUCUCUGGAUGUGAUGUGGCUCGUUACAUAUGCUUUUCAUCAUUAAUAUACAUGUACAUAUUUUAUUAUUAGCUGUAGUAAAGAGAUGUGAUUUAUUUAAUAAGAAUAUCUACAUAUA
Messenger RNA from Leptinotarsa decemlineata (Colorado potato beetle), 3028 nucleotides. It is a transcript of the gene Herp, whose product is annotated as Homocysteine-induced endoplasmic reticulum protein. NCBI's taxonomy places the organism in Eukaryota, Metazoa, Arthropoda, Insecta, Coleoptera, Chrysomelidae. Gene Ontology annotation, biological process: endoplasmic reticulum unfolded protein response. The record is from RefSeq and is a predicted model, not a curated record. Gene Ontology annotation, molecular function: protein binding.